Hibiscus syriacus is the source of this 366-nucleotide messenger RNA. RefSeq lists its product as uncharacterized. The coding region runs from base 1 to 366 and encodes 121 amino acids. Lineage: Eukaryota; Viridiplantae; Streptophyta; Magnoliopsida; Malvales; Malvaceae. Gene Ontology annotation, molecular function: nucleic acid binding; RNA-DNA hybrid ribonuclease activity. The record is from RefSeq and is a predicted model, not a curated record. The transcript has a single exon.
AUGGCUAAGGGUUGGGAUAAAGGUGGAAUAGGUGGUUUGAUUAGAGAUGAUAGGGGUUUGUUAUUGGGUUCAUUCUCAGAAAAUAUUGGAGGUGGUCCUCCAAUUCUUGCAGAACUAAUGGCGACCAAAAGAGGUUUGACUCUCAUCGAAGAAGUAGGUUUCUCUCCAAGUCGGAAGAUUGUUUUGGAAGUGGACUCCACCACAACUUUGAAGUGGAUUAAACAUCCUGACCUCUAUACCCCACUAUUUCAGAACUUGGUUAGAGGUUUAGCGUCUAAGGUGGAAGGACAUGGCAUCAUUUCAAGACAUAUAUUGAGAGCCGCCAAUUGGGAAGCGGAUGAGUUAGCAAAGGCUGGUAUUGGUUGA